AUGGAGAGCUUAAAAUGCGCGCAGGCUAGGAAACUAAGUGAAAAAGACCGAGAGUUUGAAGUUCACAAAGUCAGGAAGAUGCAAGUGUUAGGGAUGGCAUGUUAGCUUGGAGCAAAACUUCCCUUGCUUGGAGCUGGCGCUUAAUUAAAAGAGUACUUUGAAUGAAGGGCCUUUGCUACACGACUUUGUCCAUUCAUAGUUCCGACGGUUAUGUCAUCCUGAUGAGCUCCAAAAAGGGUGAAACAGCUGUCCAUAGCUGCCACUUUAGUAUAUUAUAGGCCUCGAGUCCAGGAAAAAAAAGCAGUCUGAGACUGGAUAAAAACUGAGACGGUGUCCAACCUUCAGAGUGAUUUUACAUCACCCAAUUGCAAGAAACAGUAUCUAUCAAUUACAAAAGUGGUAAGUGGUAAGUAGAGCGGGUCGCUUACGAGAAUGAGCUCUCGUAAGCGACCCCAUGGUAAGCAAUAGAGGGUGGUCGCCUACGACAGCUUCAGAAUCUCAUUAAUAAUUCCAAAAGCAUACAAAACGCUUGAAGCCAUUGCUGUAGAAUCCAGGAUAUGAAGGACUGACAUAGUACUACUAGCAAUUUACAGGCCGCCUAAACCGUCCGGUAGGGGCAGAGCAACAUCCUCUGGGGGGAAAUGCCUUCAAAGAGUGGAAGAAAAAAAUCAUCGAUAUAUCUCUGUAGGCGUGUUUUCAAAAACAGUUUGUCGUCAUUGCUGACAACUUUUAAAAUCUGUUGAAGGAAUUUUGGGUUUUGAUUUAUGGGCUAACAACCUUCAGUCGCUAGGAUGUAUAGAGCUUGCGAAGUUGUUUUGUGGUAGCGAACACGAUCAACUAAGCAGCUUCACCGUCCAUUUUAACCCGAUAACUGAUGAAGGAGUUCAUCAUUUAGUCACAGCACUCACACACACUAACUGCAAGCUAACCAACUUACGCCUCAUUGAUAACAAGAUAACUGACGAAGGUGACGAAACACCUGACUGUAGCACUCACACACACGAACUGUAAACUAAAUAGAUUAUCCCUCGAAAAGAACCAGAUAACCAAUGAAGGUGCGAAACAGAUAACUUCAGCACUGACACACUCUAACUGCAAACUAACCUUCUUAAUCCUCAGUAGUAACCAGAUAACCAAUGAGGGUGCUAGACUCUUGACAUUAGCAAAUCACACACUCUAA
Molecule: messenger RNA, 1180 nt
Organism: Porites lobata
Lineage: Eukaryota; Metazoa; Cnidaria; Anthozoa; Scleractinia; Poritidae
Source: the annotation of a GenBank genome assembly